AUGAAGCUCGUCGUCGUCGGAUCCAGCGGCUUCGUCGGCAAAGAAGUCGUCCGCCAAGCCCUCGCCAGCCCGGCCAUAACCUCCGUCGUGGGCCUUUCCCGGCGCGAAACCCCCGUGCCAGAGAGCCUCAAGGGCUCCAGCGACGCAGACAAGCUCACCUCUGUCGUGGUUGAUGACUUUUUGAAUUAUUCGGACACUGUCAAGCAACAUCUUGCCGACGCCGAUGCCUGCAUCUGGCUGAUGGCUGUAACUCCAAACAAGUCCGCGUCCAUGCCCUGGGAAGAAGUCCGCAAGGUCUGUCUGGAUUACACCAUCUACGGACUGGAGGAGCUGUCCAAGGCUCCGAGAAACGACAGAUCGAAGCCGCUCAGGUUCGUCUAUGUCAGCGGCGCCAAUGCUGAGCGCGAUCCCACCAAGAAGCCGUGGUUGCUCGGCGAGUACAUCAUUAUGAGAGGAGAAGUGGAAGCUCGAGUGUUGGACUUUGCGAAAACCUCCAACAAUGCCAUCGAGGCCUGCAUUGUCAAGCCGGGCUUCAUCCGAGAUGCUGAACAUGGCAAUUUCCUGCUAAACGCCUUUCAGAAUGUUCUGUCCAGCGUGAUCCGCAUUCCUGUGGUUUAUCUGCAUGAUGUGGCGGCGACGUUGCUUGCCCAAGCACUCGAGGGGAUUGAGAAGGAGACGCUGGAGUGUGCCGACAUUGACAGGAUUGGGAGCAGCAAGAAGCAAGCUAUCGAGAAGUAA
Molecule: messenger RNA, 738 nt
Organism: Trichoderma reesei QM6a
Lineage: Eukaryota; Fungi; Ascomycota; Sordariomycetes; Hypocreales; Hypocreaceae
Exons: 3
Coding region: 1-738 (245 amino acids)
Source: RefSeq, a predicted model, not a curated record